This is a messenger RNA of Sinocyclocheilus rhinocerous, 568 nucleotides long. RefSeq names its product eukaryotic translation initiation factor 4 gamma 1-like. The record is from RefSeq and is a predicted model, not a curated record. The transcript is spliced from 6 exons. NCBI's taxonomy places the organism in Eukaryota, Metazoa, Chordata, Actinopteri, Cypriniformes, Cyprinidae. The annotation marks the transcript as partial.
AACAUUUGCCGUGUGCGCUUCUUUAUGUAUUAUCCUGAAGUUUUUAGUUAUGAUUAGUGUAUUGGGCAAUACAUGUUCAUUGAGGCUAUUUAAAUAGAGUUGUGUUCGUGAAGUGUUGAAUCAUGCUGAGCGCGAGACUGCGCCUGCGCGAGCGACCCACGUGCUGUGUCCCGGCAGGCGCAUGCGCGAGCGAGCGAACAUGGCGACGCGCUGCACGUCUCGCGUUACCGGACAGUGAGACACACCGAGAGAGAGAAAAAGAGAAACGGUUUUGUCAGUACUGCGUCUCGAUGCAGAUGCUCCAGGUGAAAUGAAUAAGGCACCUCAGCCUCUGUCAGGACCCCCCUCCGCCCCGCUUCCCGCGCACUCCCCGGGCCUGUCCCAGCCCAGUUUUUCUCCUGUUCCGCCAAUUGUGUUCGGCACCACUCCGCCGCAGAUGAACCCCGCCGCCCAACCCCGACAGUUUGCCUCAGGUCCUAGGGCUUUACCACAACAGGGAGGAUUCAGGUCACUGCAGCCGUACUAUACCAGUCGGCCCACUUUACCCGCCAAUUCUGGGCGUGUCCAG